CCGUGUGUUUAGUUACACUUUUUUCUGGGAAGAAGAACUUGACGACAACAACCCCACAUUGAGUACAAUUUUAUUUACUAUGUCUGAAGAGGAAGCAGAUGAUGAAGGAGACACACAUAUUGUUUAAAUAAAAAGUAUGAUAAUUUGUUUUUUAUAUACAUUUGUUAUGGGUUGUGCUGUUGGAAAAGAAAUAGCUGAUGGAAAUAAAAUUGAUGAUAAUUUGCCUCAACUUGAAGCAGGCACCCUUGUGAAAAAGUCAAAGCCAAACUUCGAGGAUUUUACUGUGCUGAAGCCAGAACCUGUUUUAAAAACUCCAAAAUAUAGAACUAAAAUUGACUCAAGAGUAACUUCAAAAUAUGAUGUAAAAGCUCUUAUAGGAAAAGGUUCUUUUAGUGAUGUGCUUAGGGUUGAGUGUAAAACUUCGAAGCAGCCUUAUGCCAUAAAAGUUGUGAAAGUUCAUACGUUACAAGAACAAGAAGUUGUUAAGUCAGAACUUCAUGUGUUAAAACAUAUUGACCAUCAGUUUGUUAUUAAAUUAUAUGAAGUUAUAAUAUCGAAAGAGUGUUCCUAUAUGGUCAUGGAAUUAGCAACUGGAGGUGAACUUUACGAUAGGAUAAAAAGUAGGGGCCACCUCGAAGAAAAAUAUGCUUGUAAUAUAACGCAAAUGGUUUUAUCUGGUAUUACUUAUUUACAUUCAGAAGGUAUUACACACAGAGACUUGAAACCAGAAAAUUUGUUAUUUUAUCACCCGGGAAAUGAUUCUAAAAUAUUAAUUACAGACUUUGGAUUUGCUAAAAUUCUUUCAGAUGAAAAAGAAACCCUUAAAACUUGGUGUGGUACGCCAGAAUAUAUAGCUCCUGAGCUUCUAAAAAAGGAACCAUAUGGAAAAAUCGUAGAUUUAUGGGCGCUUGGUGUUAUUGUUUAUGUUAUGUUGAGUGGCCAUUUACCAUUUAGUGCUGACACAGCACCAAAAUUAUUUAAACAAAUUAUGGAUGGUGUUUAUGGAUAUCAACGUGAGGUAUGGUUGAGUGUGUCUGAACAAGCUAAAGACUUCAUCGAUAAACUCCUUCAUGUCGAUCCAGAUUUUCGUAUGAAUGCCAACUCGGCAUCGUCCCAUCCUUGGAUGUCUUCUUAUCCUCCUUUGCAUAAACUGAAAAAUGUUCAGAGAAAUAAAAAACGGCUGAAAGCAAAAAUAUCAGACCUAACCACGAAGGAAGGUUUUAUUCCAUUGACUAAUCGUAAGCGCUUUUCUGUUGAGUAUGACAAAACGAAUGGCGAUCAUUAUGACUCCAAUAAAUUGGAGAAGAAACCUUUUGCAGAAAACGCAAGAGUAGCACAAAACGGCUUAAUACUUCCUUUUACGAGCGAUUUUUCGCAUGACGUCAUAUCAAAGGACAAGAUACUAGAAGAUAACGGAAGCACGAUGUCUCCUAGCAACAUCGAUUCGCUGCUCGCUACCGAAGAUACGAACUCAGUGGCGAGUAAUUUAGAAAUGUUUCAACAAUUUUACCAGAAAUACGCAGCGACUGACGAUCCAGUGAUCAGGGAGCAGAUGAAACAUGAAUAUAUGCAAACACUGCAUCAGAGUAACUUGAGAUUGCCUGUUCAAGUUGGCAAUCAAACCCCUAUAAAUAAUAAUGGCUUUACAUUUCCUAACAGAGGUUCGGUAAAAGACCGCAAACGUUCAGUGCACAUGCAGUUCGAAAAUAUCGACGAAGACCCGGAUAACGAGUCUUUGUCAACGAACACGAAAAUGGAUUUAUCAAAGUUAGAUCGCAUUCACGCGAGCGGGGGUUCGCUCGUGUCGUCGCCUUCUUUUAAAUCAGAGCAUAUACCAAUCGAAACGAAUUUACGCUCUGGUUACAUAGAGAAAGUUGGCGUGUGGCUGACGGAUCAAGAAGGGAGAGAUAAGAAGGGAAUGCGGGAUAAAUAUAGUGCUGCCGACCAGUUUUUCACGGACGGUCGCACUAUGUCGGCCAAAAGUAAUUUGACCGUUAGUGAUCAUUCACAAGCCAGUUCGUUUAAUAGAUUCCUGCUACCCAACUCAUCAGCAACACAAAAGUCACGACUGGAUAUGUCACAGAACAUUUCGUUUCGUCAAAACGCCAGUUUGGCUUCGAAUCCAACGACAGAGGAGAUCACAUUUACAAAUUCUUUCACAUCAUCCACAGCGUUCCAACCGCUCAUAUUAGAGAAUGUUGGCCACGCUAGUUUUGCUUGAUCUCUCACGCGGAUAUGUUGGCUCGUCCUGCGCAUAGUCUUUUACAGUUCAAUUUUAAGACAUUGGUUUUUAAUACAACAGCCUUAUUGGUCUAACCCAAAAUUUUGGCGCAUGCGCCUUUUGGCAAGGUUGAACAAAAUGAACCCAACAAUGGUUUGCGAUGGUUGGCUGCUCACAUGUUACUUUUCUUAAUUAAUAGAAGAUAAAAACAUGUUUUUAUUAUUUUGCUGCGCAAAUCACUUUUUCAAAUUGAUACCAUGCGCCUUUCAAUACGAGGCUUCAAUUUUAUAAAGUCCCAUAUAUUGUUUAGAAUAUUAAUUUGAGCUUGUUGAUUUCUUUAGCAAAAAACAGACAGAUUCAAAUUUUUUUAUCACUUUCAAUUUUCUCGUACAUGAGGUGCAUACACACUGUUUUAUGUUUUUUGUUGUUUUUUAUUGUUUUAAGGUCUUGCCGAACAUGUAUAUUUAAAAGAUUUAUUUUCAUUUAUUGCAUACAUGUAAAUUAUAACAUAUCGCAACCUAGUACCAAGCGGCCUUUAUAUUUUUGGUGCAAGUCGAUGAAAUCCUGUAAAGCGCCCGGAAACUACAUGUUUUUUUUUGAUAAGCAAUUGAAAUUCCAAAAUGAGGAGUUAUUGUUGUCAAGAAAAACUGCUCACGAAACAAAAAAAAAACAUUUUGUUAGCUUCACAUAAUGCUUAGCAUAUGCUUAAAAAAUGACCAAAUUUAAGCCCACGAUGCUUGUGAAUGUUAUGCCUACAAAAGAACACAUGUAGAUUGAAAACAAUCCAUGUCCAGCAACUUUUUUUUAAAUUUUUUUUUUUCAAUCUUUUUACCAGCCCAAGUUUUGGAAUGUAGAUACAGUUUAAAUUUUUUUAGUGGGAUUGAAGUUUUUUCAUUUUUCUAAGAGUUAUUUUUUAAUAUACUUUUUCUGUUAUUCUCCUAGAACCCGUGUUUGAGAAAUAUUUUCUCACCUUCUUUGACAUUCGUUUAAGGCUUGGGCAAAGCAUGCAACAUUUCGUCCAACAUAAAUUUCAGAAGUUGUUGGAUGCAUAGAUUUGACACAUAGUUUUUGAAAGACGAAAAAGAAGAAAAAAAUCGUGUUGGAUGAAGUUUGACAUGAGUCAAACUUUUUAUCAACAUUUUUCUCCCACAUCCACCACAGUGUAUAUGUUGGAUGCAUUUGAGGUAAAUUUCAUCCAACUCAUUUUCUCAGUGUGAUGCGUAACUACUCGAAUACUAUUUUCAAAAGUUUUUUUUUUGACAAUGAAUUGUGUUUUUUAUGGAAUGUUUUAUAAACAAAUCUCCAAUAGUAGGAAGAACAUGUGGAAAGGAAAAAUAAGUCAGCAUGACAGCCAUAUCAAGUGAUUUAGAAGACCAAGAGAAAAACGCAGGAAAAAAAAUGCUGAAAAGUGUAAAAUGGCUGAAAACACUGACAAUGACAAAAGUAAAAAAAAAAACAAGAAAAGGUCAGCUUUUAUUGGUCUAGUUCUACCUCCCCCCCCCCCCCCCCUGUAACAUUUCUCGGAACCUUUGUCUGUCUUCGAUCGAAGUUCUUGGAUGAUAUUCGUAAUAUACCCCCUUUCUUUUCUUUUCUUCACUUAGUUUUUUGUUUUUCCCAAAAAGGUUUCAUCAUUCGACUAAAAUGAUGCAAUGUCCUUGAAUGUGAAUUGUCAAAUAAAUGAAACAGUAUGUUGGAUGAAACAACUCAAAUGCAAAAUUCAAAUUUUUCAGCAUUGUAAAUGUCCUCCAAUAUUCAUCAACAUUCUCAUCAAAAUGUUGGACGCAUUUGCACCCGCCUUGAGAAUAAAUAAUUGAAGGUAGUUUUCAGAGUAAACGUUUAAGGGUGUUUUUUUUUCAUGUAUAUAUAUUUGUUUAUGUAAUGCAUAUUUGUGUGGAUAUUAUUUUGUCCAACUAUUUUCUACCAUUCUUUAUUUGUUCUUAUUUGUGGUUGUAUAUAGCGAGGAAUUGUAAAUGACGCAGUAUUUUUCAGUUUAUAAGAAUUCUUUUUUGGAUUAAAAUAUUAAGUAAAUAAA
Hydractinia symbiolongicarpus is the source of this 4253-nucleotide messenger RNA. RefSeq lists its product as uncharacterized. The transcript has 2 exons. Lineage: Eukaryota; Metazoa; Cnidaria; Hydrozoa; Anthoathecata; Hydractiniidae. The record is from RefSeq and is a predicted model, not a curated record. Gene Ontology annotation, molecular function: protein kinase activity; ATP binding. Bases 137 to 2221 code for a protein of 694 amino acids. Gene Ontology annotation, biological process: protein phosphorylation.